Messenger RNA from Cornus florida, 1185 nucleotides. Its product is annotated as MLO-like protein 10. Gene Ontology annotation, biological process: defense response. Lineage: Eukaryota; Viridiplantae; Streptophyta; Magnoliopsida; Cornales; Cornaceae. Gene Ontology annotation, cellular component: membrane. The coding region runs from base 473 to 985 and encodes 170 amino acids. The transcript has 2 exons. The record is from RefSeq and is a predicted model, not a curated record.
ACCCAACGGCCUCAUACCUCUGUUUCAAGUCUAUACUUUGGAAGGCAAUCAACUACUACUAAGCUCCUUAACUGAUAGGAAUGAACGUGUAGUGACCAAUAAAAAGCGUGACUAUGGAAGGGCUCCAUAUUCAAGCCCGUCCCGAGCACGCGACUACAACUAACACUCCUCUAUAAAAUCAUUGCAACUAGCACUCCUUUAUAAACUCCUUGUGGCUUUGAACUCUGUCACUACUACCCCACCAACCAUAGAUUUAUCUGAAAACAAACUUGGUUCUUCUUGAUCCAAAUUUCCCCAAAAUAAAUGCAGCUCGUUUUCUAGCUCACCACCCAGAUUCUCUAAUCUUUGCUUGCACAAACACUUUGAUUACGCGCCUAUUCUCUGUCUGAACUCCUUUCUCCCUCUAGAAUUCUUUUUUUUUUUUUUUUCCUCUCUCUAAAGGUCUCUGAUUUGUGGCUGGAGGUGAGAGAAUAUGGCUAAAAAAAGCGCGGAAAGGUUGUUUGACAAUACACCCACAUGGGCCGUGGCUGGUGUCUGUGCGGUCAUCAUCAUCCUCUCUAUUGCCUUAGAAAAAAUCCUUCACAGAGUUGGAUCGAUGGGUUCAAACAUGAAGAAAUCUAUUUUUGAUGAACACACGUCAAAGGCCCUUCAGAAGUGGCACAUGGCUGCGAAGAAGAAGCACGGGAGAACAGGAAGAUCCCCCAUUCGAACCCCUGGUGGAGGAAGCCCAACAGCUUCAAUGGGUGGCUCAACAUUGCCCUCCACUGGAACUACACUCCACCGGUUCAAGACUACCGGCCACUCAACCAGCUCAUUCACCAACAACGACCUGGAAAAGUCUGAUUAUGAAGCAGACACUUCCAACUUGAUUAUAAAAGUCGACCACGAUGAUUCAGACACUGAAAUCAUUGUACCCCACACUGAGGAAGAAACCAGAAAAAAAGAAGAAGACUUCUCAUUUGUGAAACCUGCCCCGCCGAAGUGAAGAUGAUGCUGUAAAUUGCUGCCAAAACCAUCGACACUUUGUAUGAUUUUUUGUUGCAUGUAUUUUGAGAAAAUUUAUAAAUAUUGAUAAGCAGCUUCAUUUUAUGUAGUGGCAUCUAUUGUAACACUUGAUGUGCUUGUUCAUAAAUUAUAGUUUUCAGUCCACAAUUUUGCCUAUGUUCUGGGCAAAUUUUGCUUAUA